Messenger RNA from Dioscorea cayenensis subsp. rotundata (Guinea yam), 1077 nucleotides. RefSeq lists its product as uncharacterized. The record is from RefSeq and is a predicted model, not a curated record. The coding region runs from base 1 to 1077 and encodes 358 amino acids. The transcript has 4 exons. Gene Ontology annotation, molecular function: helicase activity. NCBI's taxonomy places the organism in Eukaryota, Viridiplantae, Streptophyta, Magnoliopsida, Dioscoreales, Dioscoreaceae.
AUGGCAAGGAAGCAGAUAAAUGAAGGGAAUGAUGAUUUGGAGAGCAUCAUCUUCUCUUGGUCUGUGGAUGAUGUAUUUAACGAAGGCCUUUUCAAGGGGAAGGUGGUGAAAAACACUGAAACUUUUGAUUCUGUAGAGAGUUAUCUGAAUUCAUUUGUGUUUCCAUUGCUUGAAGAAGUACGUUUAGAAAUGUGUUCUUCUCUGAACGGUAUCUCAAGAGCUCCGUUCAUCCAUAUUUCUGAAAUUGAAUCUAUUGAUCUAAGUAACAGUAAAAGCAAGUACAGAAUGACAGUUUUCUUGGAAAAUGCUUCAUUUGGAGGUGGAAAACAAGUUUACAACCCAAAAAAAGGAGACAUAUUAAUCUUGUCAGAUUUAAAACCAAAGCACAUACCUGAUCUAAAUAUAAAAGGAAGAACUUAUUGCAUUGCUUUGGUUACUAAAGGAGGGGAUGAAGAUGCAGAGAUGCCACCAAAUUCAUUUAUUAUCAAUACAUCAAGCAAGAUUGAUGGGAAAUAUCAUGGCAGAAUCAAAGGCAGAGAAGUCUCUUUACUUGCAAUAUACUUGCUUAAUGUUACACCAUACAGAAAUAUCUUCAGGGCUCUUAACAUUGAGCGGGCAAAACAAAGGGAUUCUGUUCUUGUGAAGGAGCUUUUAAAUCCUCGCUCUACGGUUCCUCAUCAUGAUCAAGCAGUUGAUGAUCAUUUGAAGGAGAGUUUGUGGUCUUUUAACUUGAAUGAGUCUCAGGACAAUGCAGUGUUGAAUUGUAUUUUAGCAGCUCAAAGUUCCAACAAGUGUUCAAUUAACCUUAUUUGGGGGCCACCUGGAACUGGAAAGACUAAAACUACUGGUGCUCUGCUCUGGAUGUUGAGACAAAUGAAAUGCAGAACACUGACUUGUGCACCAACAAAUACUGCAGUGAUCGAAGUUGCUUCACGGUAUAUGAAAUUGUUAAAUGAGAAUGCUGCAGGAAGUAAUACUCAAUCACUUGCAGAUAUGGUGUUGUUUGGUAAUAAGGAUCGCUUGCGCAUUGAUGGUGGAAAUCUAUCAGAAGUGUUUUUGGAUAAUCGUUAUGAAUGA